Geodia barretti is the source of this 2574-nucleotide messenger RNA. The record is from the annotation of a GenBank genome assembly. Lineage: Eukaryota; Metazoa; Porifera; Demospongiae; Tetractinellida; Geodiidae.
AUGAGCCAGAAGAUAUCAACGGAAGGUUCACCACGAUGGUUAGCAAGCACGACAAUGGACUGGAGAACCGCUACACUGGAAGAUGUUGAGAAGUUUCGCAUUCAAGUCUGCCGGGAGCUGUCCUUGUACGACUUCUCCCUCAACCUCGUGAAAGUGGCUCGAGGGUGUGUGGAGGUGACAUGGCGGGUUCCUCGUUCUCUGGUGACCUACAUCCAGAACUCUGUCAAGCCCAGCAGUCAGAGCAUGAUGGAGCAUCACGUCACCACUCUCACCAUUGACGGAUUCAUCGUCUACGACUCUUCUUUCGCCAUGCAGUUGGAGUGGAAGGUGAUUCGACUAGGGCUUCAGGCUAUUGAUACCAAUUACAGCUACCUGUUGGAGGAGAUGUCACCAGAUGAAGUAGUUCCACACCUGGUGCAACGAAGGCUGCUGACACAGCCACAAGGAGAAGAAGUUUGGGCAAAGAGCAGUCAACUAGAGAAAGUACAUAUAAUAGUAGACGCACUCCGAGAAGCUAAGAAUAUAGUUGUGGGGAUGUUCCCAACAUUCUGUAUGGCUUUGGCUACUGCAGGGCAGUUACAUGUUUCAGCGAGACUCCGUAACAAGUUCCAGAGUCUCCUGAAGGGUGAGGCAGUCUGCCACCAACAAGAGGAAGAUGAAGUCAUGAUCUCUGGAGAGUCAAGUACCCAGCCCUCUCCUCCUCCUCCAGAUAGCCGCCUCAUCACUGCUCAAUUGGAGGGUUCUACCCUCACAAGAGCACAGUACAACACCAUACACAGCCUCACCAGCUCCCUACUCUGUAUCCCCACUGGUGAUCUGGUGUAUGAUGGCCACACCCUCAUCCCCUCACUCUUCACUGGCACUACUAUACUUUUGUUGAAGUGGUCCAUUUUUCUCUCUCAUUACACUGCAAUGGCACAGGAGGGUAUUAGAAAAGUUUGUGACAAUGGAACAGAGAUUAUCAUUCCUCAUUUAAAUGAGAUCGGUCUUCUCAAUGCUGCUUGGGAUGGGGAUAAAGAGUCAUUGGAUUACGCUCUGGGAGCUGGAGUGCCAGUUGAUUGUCGGAUUAUUAAUGGGUGGAGUUCACUGAUGGCUGCAUCUCAGAAUGGACAUGUGGAGGUGGUGGACAAGUUAUUACAACAUGGAGCCACAGUAGACCUUCAAAAAGAGGAUGGGUGGAGUUCACUGAUGGCUGCAUCUCAGUAUGGACAUGUGAAGGUGGUGGACAUGUUAUUACAACAUGGAGCCAGAGUAGAUCUGCAAAAUAAGAAUGGGUGGAGUUCACUGAUGGCUGCAUCUCAGAAUGGACAUGUGGAGGUGGUGGACAAGUUAUUACAACAUGGAGCCACAGUAGACCUGCAUGAUAAGAAUGGGUGGAGUUCACUGAUGGCUGCAUCUCAGAAUGGACAUGUGGAGGUGGUGGACAAGUUAUUACAACAUGGAGCCACAGUAGAUCUUCAACAUUCGGAUGGGAGGAGUUCACUGAUUGUAGCUUCUCAGCACGGACAUGUGGAGGUGGUGGAAAAGCUAUUACAACAUGGAGCCAGAGUAGACCUUAUUACCAAGAAGUAUAAUGACACAGCACUGUUGCUAGCCUGUCAGAACAAUGACUUGACCACAGCUUCUGUCCUCCUGAGAGCUGGUGCCUACCCAAAUGGCUGCAAUAACCGUGGACAGACUCCACUACUGCAGGCCGUAAGACACAAAAACCUGGCAAUGGUCAGAGACUUGGUACAAGCUAAUGCCGAUGUGAACCAAAUGGAGCAGGGAGGACUCUCUCCUCUGAUGAUGUGUUGUGAACAAGGAGACUCAGAGAUGGCAAAACUGCUACUUGACUCUCAAGCUAAUCCUAACCUCCAGCAAUCAAAUACUGGAUACACAGCUCUGAUGUUUGCCUGCAAGGGAGGUCAUCUGGACACAGUGAAGGUCCUCAUGGAACAUGGAGCUGACCCACUGAUCAGGAAUUCGGCGGGUGUGACAGCAUUGGGUGUUGCAUCUCCUAAUGAGUUUCCUGAUGUCUGCAAUGAACUAAACCGCUGGGGGCAGCCAGAUAGCACCACUGAUGUGGAGCAUCCUGAGACUUCUACACCAAAAGAGGAAGUAGAUGAAGUAGUCAGUAGGUUCCAAGGACAGAUGUUGGAGGAAGCUCCCUACGACAACCGGGAACAAGAGGAAGUGGUGGAGGGAAAGAAGGUUCCAAAAGGAGAUUACAAACGAUACUUGGAGAUUCGUGCAUUAGGAGCCACUCUAUGGAGAACUGGGAAAAGGAAAGUUAAAGCAGCAAUAGAAACAUUGUACUCUAACCUUAACUGAUAUUACGUGUGUCUGUUUAUUACCAGAAUAUCUUGGUUGUUGACAUAAUCAAGCGUAGCUAGUCAUCAAAGUACCACAAUACGACAGCGGACAUACACUAGCGAACGUGUUCUUGCUGACUUGGCAAAUUGUGCUGAAUUGUUCCAGCAAAAAGCAAUACUGGAUCAAGGAUAGUUAAAACAAUGGCAGUGAAGGAUGUGUACAGUUGUGAGACACUAAGUACCACUAUAAAUUAAGGAGUUCUUCGUCUUGGUCACGGGG